CACAACAACAAGGAAUUGUUCGUGUUUCCUUGUUUUCAACUUGUAUGUUUUCGCGAAUGUCUUCACUAAAAAUCUUAUAGUCACGUCGAUCUGUUAGAUGGCCUGCGAUGGCGGCUCAUCGAAGAUUUCAGAUCCCUCUUCACUCAAACGAGUCACUACAAAUGAUGAACGAGCUUCGUCGAAAGAGAGAGCUUUGCGACGUUUCUCUGCACGUUGGAGGGAAGGAGUUUCAAGCUCAUCGUGUGGUUUUGGCCGGAGCGAGCUCUUAUUUACGAGCCAUGUUUACAAAUGGUAUGCUCGAGAGUGGAAUGAAAGACAUAAAACUAAGAGGUAUUGAACACUCGGUGAUGGAACCUUUACUAGACUUUGUUUACACGGGAUCUGUUGAUAUUACUGUCGAAAAUGUACAAGCUUUACUAUCAGGAGCKACUUUAUUGAAUCUUCAUUUACUUGGUCAAGCUUGUUGUAGUUUUUUGCAAACACACCUCGAAGCAACCAACUGUUUGGGGAUCAGAGCAUUUGCCGAUUUGUAUUCAUGUUCGGAYCUUGAACACGCAGCUUAUCGGUUCAUUUGCCAGCACUUUUUGGACGUUAUUAAAUGCGAGGAAUUUCUGCAACUAACGAAACAAGGACUGAUUAAUCUUAUUGAACAGGAUGAGAUUCAAGUUCGUAGCGAGGAUCAGGUGUUUGAGGCGGUAGAAGCAUGGAUUGUUUAUGAUUUCCAACAUCGACAAGAUUUCAGUGCUGAGCUUUUGUCCCGCAUACGCCUCCCCCUGGUSUCAUUGGAGUUUCUGGAGACGAGAGUUUUUCCCUCUAGAAUUAUUAAAACAAACACAGAAUGUCAAUUACUUUUGGGUCGAGUUUUAAACGAAAGUGCACGGAAUUUACCGCCUUACAUGACCACACCGCGUGCUCAGCCCCAGUCCAUUUAUGUAGUUGGUGGAAGGAAUGGGGUUGAUUGCCAACUCUCCACACUUGAAAGAUAUGACCUGCUUGCUGAUGAAUGGGAAAUGAUGGACAGCAUGAAACAUGCAAGAACUGCCGUAGGGGCAUGUAGUCUAAAUGGUUUACUGUACGUCGUUGGUGGCGAAUGUGCAGUCAACUCUCCUCAUGAUGACACAAUGUAUGUGCGAUAUACAGAAUGUUUCGACCCACUGGUGCGUGAAUGGAUAUUGUUAGCAGAUAUUGCUAUCCAAAGAUCAUUUAUAUCAGUUGCAGCAUUGAAUGGAUACAUUUAUGCYGUGGGCGGUGAAGAUAGAACUUGCAGCUAUAAUUAUGUUGAGCGUUAUGAUCCGAAAACUAACACUUGGACUACUGUCCAGUCUAUGAGGAGAAAAAGAUCUGGUGCAGGAAUGGCUGUUUGUGAUGGUAAAAUCUAUGUUGCCGGUGGUUAUGAUAGAGGUGUCCAUAGUGACAGAGCAAGUGUYGAAUGUUACGAUCCUGACGCUGACACAUGGUCGUUUGUCACAGAACUAGAAAAGGCUCGUUCAGGUCUUGUUUUAAUUUCCUACAACCAUCAACUCUAUGCAUUUGGAGGAAGAAAUCGUAGCACUGAUCACUACUUUGACUUGGCAGAGAAAUACAACCCUAAGACAAACAAAUGGACGCCUGUUGCACCAUUGCUCACCCCAAGGGCAUGGCCUGCAGCAACUGUGUUUGAUGGAAAGAUCUAUGUAUUGGGUGGAUUUGAUGGAGCCAACAGACUUGCAAGUGCUGAGGCAUAUGACCCAGAAGCUAAUUCAUGGUCUUUUGUCAGGGAUAUGAAUGUUUGUCGUGCUGGGUGUGGUGCAGCAGUUCUGUAAGAUGAUAAACUUUCUUUUCUACUUUAAACACAAUUCAUUGACUGCGUUGCUGUAAUUUUAUGUUGUAAGAAUGUGUGUCUGGAUGUAAGGUUUGUGCUCUACAGCCAUCUCAAAUAAAACUGGAUUGAACUGGUUGAAGAACAUGAAAUGUUAAAUAUUUUGUUCAUUGAAUUUUUGAAAAAAUGUUUAAACACUGUCUAAAUCUAUCAAACGGUAAUGCAAGUGAAUAGUCCUGUUUCCUACUUAGAGAUAGUGUUUAUAAGAUUCAACAUCUAAUCCAUUAUUUUUGAUAAGAUUUAUAGUCUUCAAUAAUUUUAUAACGUGUAUACACCUACUUGCAGAAGCGUUGUCAUAGAAAAUAGAACAUUCGAAUUUAGUAAAAAGGAAUAAAUUAAAACAAAACAAAAGAAAGCGUUCAGCCUYAGUGAYCUUCUUUUGHCUUUAUAAUUUAUUCCUUUUUACUAAAAUACAAAUGUCCUAUUUUUUUAUGACAACGUUUUCGCAAGUAGGUGUAURUAUCAUAAGAAGUUGGAUUAUUUUAACUGUAUUGCCAUCCUUCAAGUAAGUCUGCCCAUUGUAUGUAUGAUAUAUUUACAACCUGGAGAAACUGGUUAUUUAACAUCAGCUAUUGCUUAUCUUAUUCUUGUUGUGUUUGUUGUUGUUGUUGUUGUUGUUUAUUAUUGUCUACUUGUUAUUCUGCACAUUUUUAUUUUGUUAUAUUUUACUUAUGUUUUACAACAAGCAGCUAUUUGUAUAGUUCUAUAUGUGUUAAUUUAUAUUAAGGUUGAAGCUGCAAUAGGUGAACAAUCAGAUUUCAAACAGGCUUCAACUUUAGAUUUUGUUUUAUUUAGAAUAUUUAUCAAAAUAAAUCUACAUGUAAAUUCCCAUAAUAUUUAUUAGAGCUGCAAUACAAUACAGUAAUAUAUCAAUCAAAAGAGUUUAACUAUUUUGAUAAUUACAUCAUUACUUUUAAAUAGAAUACUUGCAUAUAAUCAGUUGUGUUGUCAAAUAUUAACCUGAGAGAAUUGUGUCUUUCGAUAAUAAACUGAUAAACUA
Messenger RNA from Exaiptasia diaphana, 2858 nucleotides. Its product is annotated as kelch-like protein 20. Gene Ontology annotation, molecular function: protein binding. The record is from RefSeq and is a predicted model, not a curated record. NCBI's taxonomy places the organism in Eukaryota, Metazoa, Cnidaria, Anthozoa, Actiniaria, Aiptasiidae. The transcript has 2 exons. The coding region runs from base 108 to 1802 and encodes 564 amino acids.